GACAGGACUGCUCGGAGGCAGAGGGAAAGACUGAAGCUGCUUGUUGAGAGGUGACUCCCACCUGUACCUCAACACCAGACCUGAACGGCUCCACCAAAUCCACACCACAGAAGAAGAGAGGCUCCAUACCAAGGAAUAAAAGUGAGAAGCAAGCGAUGGAGCAUGUGAUGGAGCGCCACUAUGAUUUUGACCUCACCUACAUCACAGAGAGGAUCAUCUCUGUCUUCUUCCUGCCGGACCUGGAGGAGCAGCGGUACCGCAGAAACCUACAGGAAGUGGCCUCCAUGCUUAAAUCCAAGCACCAAGACAAGUUCUUGCUACUAAAUCUAUCAGAGAAGAGACAUGACAUCACCAGACUUAACCCAAAGGUGCAGGACUACGGCUGGCCCGAUCUUCACGCCCCGCCCCUGGACAGGAUUUGUGCCGUUUGUAAAGCCAUGGAGACCUGGCUGACUUCUGACCCCCACAAUGUAGUGGUCCUCCACUGCAAGGGUAACAAAGGCAAGACGGGGGUCAUUGUGGCAGCCUACAUGCACUACAGCAAGAUAUCAGCUGGAGCCGACCAGGCUCUAACCACGCUAGCAAUGAGAAAGUUCUGCGAGGACAAAGUCUCCUCUUCUCUGCAGCCCUCUCAGAACAGGUACAUCUACUAUUUUGGCGGUUUGCUGUCCGGUACCAUCAAAAUGAACAGCAGUCCUCUGUUCCUCCACCAGGUCCUCAUUCCAUCACUACCAAACUUCCAGGCGGGAGGAGGUUUCUACCCUUUCCUGAAAAUCUACCAGUCUCUACAGCUGGUCUACACCUCAGGCGUCUAUGAUCCCCAGAGCUCCAGGGCACGGAAGCUGUGUGUGACUAUAGAGCCAGCACUAUUAUUAAAGGGGGACAUCAUGGUGAAGUGCUACCACCGGCGGAGUCGAGCAGCAGAGAGGGAGGUGGUGUUCAGAGUCCAGUUCCACACCUGCACCGUUCACGGAGCCCAGCUGUGGUUUGGCAAGACUGAACUGGACCUGGCCUGCACAGAUGACAGGUUCCCUCCAGAUGCUACAGUCGAGUUUAUCUUCUCUGAUGGGCCAGAAAAAAUGAAAGGUCGAGAAUACCGCAAGAAUGACGCCUCCAUUAAAGUGGACUACAAUACCUCAGACCCGGUGGUCAGGUGGGAUUCUUAUGAGAAUUUUAACCUGAACCACCAAGACAGCUUGGAAAAUAUCUCUCAUACGAGGGGCCCUCUGGACGGCAGCCUGUACGCUCAGGUGAGGAAGCGUCGCGGGCCGGGCUCCACUGCCUCAGCAGCAUCACCUAACGGGUGCCUAACUAGCAGCCCAACGGUCAAGCCUCAAACUCCCAGCCAGCCCCAGCCUCUCAACUACACCUCUGACUCUCGCCGCUCCUCAGUCCCCUCUGAUCAACUGGAGGAAGCCUCCUCGCCCAUAAACACUGCCAGUCCAUCGAGGAGAGGAGACGGGGAGGAUGGAGUGAAGGAGAAAACAAGAGGGAAAGAAAGGGACAGAGAGACUGCUAUUUUAGAUGACGGAGACCCAUCAAGUCCUGGAGCUCUGAGGCGAGAGCGCUUGUGUUGCGGUCGAGCAGGUAUGAAGUGUGCUGAUGUGAUGGGAUGGGAGAGGGAACGAGAGCCCUGCCUUUCUAAUGGUCAUUGUCUUGGCCGUUGCAGCAGCAUUAAAAAGCAUCCAAAAAGCCAAACUCUGCCGGCUUUACCGUCCAAAUCUGUGUCUCCGCCUCCUCAUUCAACUCAUAUGGAACUCUGCCAUCGACACAGUGCCCAUCCUUUACCAGAGUUACCAUGGGAACGUCCGCCCCCACCCCCACCCCUGCCCUGUCUCCUCAGGCCCUGCUACCCUUAUUCCGCCCCUGAACGCACCCACCCGCACAGCCACACCCUCCCGGCCUCAAACAGACUCUGCACUGGUGAAGAGUGUCACCUCUUCCAUUACUCCAGCCACAAUCCAGCGUCUCAUCUCUCCCAUCAGUCGCUGCCCUCCAGCCCUUACAGGGAAAUGUUCUUCAGCUCUCCAACACCAUCCUCUGGCUGCCCCUGUCCGGACUGCUCCAGUAGGCAAGAGCACCAAUCAGCCUCAGUUAGAACAUUCCACCCAUUGCACCCCGACCAAUCGGAAAACCCACACUGGCCCCAAGGAGCAGGGGUGCAACGAACAAGAGAGGCGCCUCCACUGUGGGAAAGUGAAAAUCCAUGGGAGGUGGCAAGAGAGGCGGAAAUCUGGCAGUGUAAAUCAGCCAUGCCGGCAUUUCGUGUCUGCCACUCCGCUUUGGAUCAGGGUCCAAACCUGGAGCAUCCUAGAUAUGCCAUCGGGCCUCACCAGGGCUACCCCAGCCCCCAGUCUCUGAUGGAUGUGCGGGAUGGAGCCAGCAGUGGGUACCACACCCCUCCGCAGCCCCACCACUUCUGUCCCUGCUCUCCUUAUCAGUCAUCCCCAGCCGAGAGCCAUGAGAGCCGGGGUUACGCCUCAGGGUACCAUUCUGGAUCUGCCUCGCCUCUGCCUGCCAGUAGCCCCUCUCCUGGGAGAGGCAGGCUGCCCGAGACCCCCUCUGCAUCUAGAGCUGAGCAUCACAAAGUGGAAAAAGCUGUUGCCAUCGUAGAGGAUGACAUAUCCCAGGGUUCAGAGGGUAAAAAUGGCCAGUCAAGCACCCCUGGACUGGACUCUGAUCAUGACUACACAGUCAUUGGUAGCAGCAGUCCCACACACACAGAAGACAGUGUAACUGCUGAUAGCCCUCCUCAAAACCAAGAAACCUCUACACAUCUGGAGUCCAACGUAAACAGUGGCAAUAAUAUCACACCAGUACCAAGAGAAACUCAAACCCAAAGUUCCAACAUAUCCAUGAACUCCUCACAGCCAUCAAGUGAGAGCUUGAGCUCUGAUGGUGGGCUUGGGGCAGCUAAGAUCACAGGGGGUGCAGAGGGAUCUAAUCAGUUACAGAGUUCAAGCUAUGCCACUGUCAUCAUCGCUCCUGUCCAAGUGCAACUGAAUGGCUCUGCCAUCCCCGGUGAGUCCCCAUCUGACAGCAGCAGAGGUGCAUCCAUGAACCCUUCUGCCAGUCUGAGUUCUAGCCCAUCCACCACUUCCCCAAAUUCUCCUAUUGGCUCCCCGGACCUCCAGUCUUCUCCCCAGCGAUCCGCAUCAGCCAUAGAUGCAGCAGGACAAAGACUGACUCCAGACAGAGACAGCUCAGCCGACACCAAACCGCCAUCUCCUGUGCCCGACGGAUAUCACACACCAACCUUCCCCUUAGCAUCCUAUUACUACCCAUUGCUAAAUGUCCCUCAUGUACCGUACACCGGGUACACUGCAAUCACCAUCCCCGCCAUCCAGCCACCGCUCCCGGAGAAGAAGCGGCUUUCAACCACACCAGGAUCCCUGAAUGGGCACAACUCUCUGCUCCGGGCCUCCUCAGCUCAUUCCCCCACACACCAUGUUACUUUCUCCCCCUCUGUGGGAGAGCAGAGACGGGGGUCGGCACAACACAGCUGUAGGGAGGAGACAGACAUCAGGGUCAAUGCUAAGUUUGUCCAGGACAGCUCCAAGUACUGGUAUAAACCGGGCAUCUCCAGAGACCAAGCCAUAGCUGUUUUGAAGGAUAAGGAACCAGGAACUUUCCUCAUCAGAGAUAGUAACUCCUUCCAGGGGGCCUAUGGCCUGGCCCUCAAGGUGGCCACCCCACCUCCUAACGCCAACAUCAUUGGCAGCAAAGGGGAUCCUCUGGAACAGCUGGUGAGACACUUCCUUAUCGAGACUGGGCCACGGGGAGUGAAGAUCAAGGGCUGUCAGAACGAGUCCUACUUCGGAAGUUUAUCUGCCCUGGUGUACCAGCAUUCAAUAACUCCCAUCUCUCUGCCAUGUGCCCUUCGCAUCCCAGAAAAAGACCUGGUUGGAGAGCUUCAGGAGAUUCAGAGUGCAACAAACACCAGCACAGCGGCCGACCUCCUCAAACAAGGAGCAGCUUGCAACGUGCUCUACCUGAACUCUGUGGAAACCGAGUCGUUGACGGGGCCCGAGGCUGUUUCCAAGGCAACCAAGUGUACUUUGGCUCUGAAUCCACGUCCAGCUGCAACAGUGGUCCACUUCAAAGUGUCUUCUCAGGGCAUCACUCUGACCGACAGCAAAAGAAGGCUGUUUUUCAGGAGACACUACCCCAUCAACAGUGUGACUUUUAGCAGUCUUGACCCCCAAGACCAGAGGUGGACUAAUUCUGAUAGCACAUCAAGCAAGAUGUUUGGCUUCGUGGCGAGGCGGACGGGCAGCGCUACGGAGAACGUGUGUCACCUGUUUGCAGAGAUGGACCCCGAGCAGCCAGCUGUGGCCAUUGUCAACUUUAUCAACAAAGUCAUGCUGGGACCACAGCUACACAGAUGAGAGAGCAGGAGAAUUUGAAAACUCUGGACUGUUGGGGAUCUGGGGGAGAUGUUAAAAUGAUUUUGACAUGUGUUUUAAUGAAGUGUGUGUGUGUGUAUCUACAUUUUUGCUUGCAUUUGUACAGGUGGCACCACUGUGCUUGGCUGUAUGACUGUUUUUAUAACAGAAUCUAGUUCUGACAGAUCAGCGCUCUGUAGGGCAAAGUAUUGUAAAUAUGUGAGUUUCUGGAGAAAACAGUUAGAGGGGAAUAUGUUCAGUUCAAUAUGCCAAAAACUGUCCUAACUUUGGUAACCUUUACCAAAUGAGAUUGGAAAAAAAAGCUUUUUAUUUCGUUUGAUUUUUUUGCUGUUGAUGAAGUUAUUUUGUUACCCUGUUUCAAACAGUUCACAUAAUGUGCUACAAACUUCACAGGCUGCGUGAGCGACAAUCCACUUACUGCACUGUUAUUUGUAUUAAAGGUUUCUCUACAGUUAAAGCUCGAGGGAAAAUGGUUCAGGUCUUCAGCAAUGUAGUAGAAUGUAAGAGUCAUGUUUUCAGGUGUAAAGUGGCAUAACUGCUAUUUUGGUCCUUAUGCAAUGUGAGGAAGUGAUUAGAUGAAAGAAAGAAGUCAUGUAUUUUGAUUAUUUAAGAUGAAGGUGUCUUUGGCUACAUUUUAACUCAGUGGUUUUAAACAUGUUUGUAACAAUCAGCAUUUUGUUCCCAUUACAAAUACACUGUUAAAGUGUAUUUUUGCUGAAGUGAUAACCAUAGUUGUAGUAGUGUAUUAUGCCAAACUACAGUUGAAAACACACACAGAUGGACAAUUUAACAAAAUGUUAUGUAGCUACUAACUACAUACAUGGACAACUUGUCUACAGUACAAAUAAUAAAAAGCCUUACUUUGUGAAGUUAGAAAUGUUACGGACUCAAUGGACAUCCUCACAUGACAAAAUGUAGAACAUCUGCAAUGUUGGUAAUGACACCAUUAAACAGAGCCAGUGCAGAUUACUAUUAACCAUAUCACAGAUUAGUCUUGGUCCUGGUUGUGUCUCUUUUUAACCAACCAAUAUCCAUGGCAACACAAAAUGUGUGAGUUAUACUUUAGCGGGGAGUUUCACUUAAAGCCAAAGACUUUAUUAUUAUGUAAAGAUAUUCUGAAUGUUUGAUUAUUUUUUUUAUCAACACAUUUUUGUUGUUUGGUAUUUGUGUGUUUUCUAUGAACUUAUAAAGUAUUUAGAUGACUUAAGCACAAUCGUUAUUUUUCAUAAUGGAUUUUUAUGUAAAAGAAGUAAUAUAUUUUAGUCCCCUGAGGUGGUGAGAAGAA
Messenger RNA from Chelmon rostratus (copperband butterflyfish), 5691 nucleotides. RefSeq names its product tensin-2-like. The transcript is spliced from 25 exons. The record is from RefSeq and is a predicted model, not a curated record. Gene Ontology annotation, biological process: peptidyl-tyrosine dephosphorylation. Gene Ontology annotation, molecular function: protein binding; protein tyrosine phosphatase activity. Lineage: Eukaryota; Metazoa; Chordata; Actinopteri; Chaetodontiformes; Chaetodontidae. The coding region runs from base 156 to 4388 and encodes 1410 amino acids.